This is a messenger RNA of Aspergillus fischeri NRRL 181, 2118 nucleotides long. RefSeq names its product chaperone Hsp90 (gene hsp90). Gene Ontology annotation, molecular function: ATP binding; ATP-dependent protein folding chaperone; ATP hydrolysis activity. Bases 1 to 2118 code for a protein of 705 amino acids. Lineage: Eukaryota; Fungi; Ascomycota; Eurotiomycetes; Eurotiales; Aspergillaceae. Gene Ontology annotation, biological process: cellular response to heat; protein folding; protein stabilization. Gene Ontology annotation, cellular component: perinuclear region of cytoplasm; plasma membrane; protein-containing complex. The transcript is spliced from 2 exons. The record is from RefSeq and is a predicted model, not a curated record.
AUGUCUUCUGAAACCUUUGAAUUCCAGGCUGAGAUCUCUCAGCUUCUCUCGCUGAUCAUCAACACUGUCUACUCCAACAAGGAGAUUUUCCUGCGAGAACUCAUCUCGAACGCCUCCGAUGCCCUCGACAAGAUCCGCUACCAGUCCUUGUCGGAUCCUACCAAGCUCGACUCGGGCAAGGACCUCCGCAUCGACAUCAUCCCCGACAAGGAGAACAAGACCCUCACCAUUCGUGAUACCGGUAUUGGUAUGACCAAGGCUGAUUUGAUCAACAACCUCGGUACCAUUGCCCGUUCUGGCACCAAGCAGUUCAUGGAGGCUCUCUCCGCCGGUGCUGAUAUCUCCAUGAUUGGUCAGUUCGGUGUUGGUUUCUACUCUGCUUACCUUGUUGCCGACCGCGUCACCGUUGUGUCCAAGAACAAUGAUGAUGAGCAGUACAUCUGGGAGUCUGCCGCUGGUGGCACCUUCACCCUCACCCAGGAUACCGAGGGUGAGCAGCUCGGCCGUGGUACCAAGAUCAUUCUGCACUUGAAGGAUGAGCAGACCGACUACUUGAACGAGAGUCGUAUCAAGGAGGUUGUUCGCAAGCACUCCGAGUUCAUCUCCUACCCCAUCUACCUCCACGUCCUGAAGGAGACUGAGAAGGAGGUCCCUGACGAGGAGGCUGAGGAGACCAAGGAGGAAGAGGAUGAGGAGAAGAAGGCCAAGAUCGAGGAGGUCGACGAGGAGGAGGAGGAGAAGAAGAAGGAGAAGAAGACCAAGACUGUCAAGGAGAGCAAGAUCGAGGAGGAGGAGCUCAACAAGACCAAGCCCAUCUGGACUCGCAACCCUGCCGACAUCACCCAGGAGGAGUAUGCCGCCUUCUACAAGUCCCUCUCCAACGACUGGGAGGACCAUCUCGCUGUCAAGCACUUCUCCGUCGAGGGUCAGCUUGAGUUCCGUGCUAUCCUCUACGUUCCCAAGCGUGCUCCUUUCGAUCUCUUCGAGACCAAGAAGACCAAGAACAACAUCAAGCUCUACGUCCGUCGUGUCUUCAUCACUGAUGACGCCACCGACCUCAUCCCCGAGUGGCUGGGCUUCAUCAAGGGUGUUGUCGACUCUGAGGAUCUGCCUCUCAACCUGUCUCGUGAGACUCUGCAGCAGAACAAGAUCAUGAAGGUCAUCAAGAAGAACAUUGUCAAGAAGACGCUUGAGCUCUUCAACGAGAUUGCUGAGGAUCGUGAGCAGUUCGACAAGUUCUACUCUGCUUUCAGCAAGAACAUCAAGCUCGGUAUCCACGAAGAUGCCCAGAACCGCCAGACUCUUGCCAAGCUGCUCCGCUACCAGUCUACCAAGUCUGGUGACGAGGCCACCUCCCUCGCCGACUACGUCACCCGCAUGCCUGAGCACCAGAAGCAGAUCUACUACAUCACUGGCGAGUCUAUCAAGGCUGUUGCCAAGUCUCCCUUCCUUGACAGCCUCAAGCAGAAGAACUUUGAGGUCCUGUUCCUGGUUGACCCCAUCGAUGAGUACGCUUUCACUCAGCUGAAGGAGUUCGAUGGCAAGAAGCUGGUCGACAUUACCAAGGACUUCGAGCUCGAGGAGACCGAGGAGGAGAAGGCUGAGCGCGAGAAGGAGGAGAAGGAGUAUGAGAACCUGGCUAAGAGCCUCAAGAACAUCCUUGGCGACAAGGUUGAGAAGGUCGUCGUGUCGCACAAGCUCGUCGGCUCUCCUUGCGCUAUCCGUACUGGCCAGUUCGGUUGGUCCGCCAACAUGGAGCGUAUCAUGAAGGCUCAGGCUCUGCGUGACACCUCCAUGAGCUCUUACAUGUCCUCCAAGAAGACCUUCGAGAUCUCUCCCAAGUCCUCUAUCAUCAAGGAGCUGAAGAAGAAGGUUGAGGCCGACGGUGAAAACGACCGCACUGUCAAGUCCAUCACCCAGCUGCUCUUCGAGACCUCCCUCCUUGUUUCCGGCUUCACCAUCGAGGAGCCUGCCAGCUUCGCUGAGCGCAUUCACAAGCUCGUGUCUCUUGGUCUGAACAUUGAUGAGGAGGCUGAGACCACCGAGGAGAAGGCCACCGAGGAGGCUGCUCCUGCCGAGGCCACCACUGGCGAGAGCGCCAUGGAGGAGGUUGACUAG